GUUGUUCUUGUUGAUUGUUGUGAAUUUUAUUAGAUGAACAAAAGUAAUGUAAAAACAAAAUAUCCCGCAAAUUAAAAACUAUAGUUUAAUAGUUUCAAUAUAACUUAAUUGCAAUUGGGUUUUAAUUGAAUACAGUAUACAUCAUUUAAAAAAAUGACUAGUGAGCUGAACUCGUAUUUUCUCUUUAAAACACGAUUAAAAAGGUCAAAAUUAAUAUAAAGGUAUUAGAUGGCGUAUUUGAGAACUAAUAGUGAGUGAAAAUUAUGUGUUUAGUAGGGAAUGAGCAUAAAAAUAAGUGAAUACUGCACCUAACCUCACCUAUAAUGAUUUGGUUUCUAUUUCAAAAACAACGUAUUAGGUUAUACGUUUUAUUAGUCAGGACUUUUAAUUUGCUUUUCUAAUAAACUUAUUUCAAAGGUUUUCUUGUUUAUUUCAGAUAUUUGUUUUGUUAUGAACAAUUUUUACUCCGGUUAAUUACUUUCCGAAUUAAAAACCGUUACGUGCUUAGUUUUGUAUAAAACAAUGUGUAAGGCUAGAUUUUCGGUGAUGCCGCUUAAAAAUGAUAAAAAUUACAAUGAACAAUUCUAAAAACAUCAGUAAUUUUAAAUUUCGUCGCAAUUUUGAUGUAAUUUGCCAAGCAUAAACAAUGGUCAAAACAUAAGACGAGUUAGUUCGAAAAUGUCCGAAGAUUUUCAUGAUGAAAAUAAUAGCUCAAAAUUGUCGAAUUGUGCUAAUCCCUUUGAAAAUUCAAAUGAAAUAAAUACCGCAGAAAACAGCGAUUAUAGUGACGAAGAAGAUAUUAAUGUCAUCGAAAAUGUGUUUACUAAUCAUUUGCAAAACGGGAAUACAAGUGAAGAAUUAAACAGUAGUGCGUCAUUCAACUGUAACUGUCAAACAUCUGCCAAAAGUGAGGUUAAGUUAUUUUCUAACUGGCUAAGGCUCACUUCUAAUCUUUUACUAACUGAGUGUGAUCGUAGUCUCGAACAAGAAAGGGAGAUAUCUCUUUUACGAAAGGAAAAUGAAAUGCUUAAGGAAAAAAUAAGUCGUUUGGAGAAGGUUAUUCCUCUACAACUUAAUGAAAAACAAAACACAGAAGACAUUAUUUUUAAACCAACCACAGAAGACAUUAAUUACGAGGUUAUUUUAGAAGAUAUGACCCAAGGCCCUUUGAAAGAAGAAAUACAAGAGGAAGUUCAAGUUGUAGUUCAACAAAAUUCUCCAAAUGAUCAUAGUUACACCGAACUAAGUGAUUAUAAGACUGAAAACAGUCUCAGUUUACUUACUUGUGAAUCUCAAACACCUACUGUGACAUUAAGUGAUGUGAAAGAUGAAGAAAAUAGUGUACAUAGUGAAACUGAACUAAACAGUGAAGAACUUUUAAUAGAAAAUCUAGACGAUAGUUGGAAACACGAAAGUGACUUUAAUUUAGGUGACAAUAUAGAAGUGUCUGGUUAUCAUUUCUCUGUAAACAAUAUUAGUGAGUUUGAUCCCAUGAAAAAUUUAAAAAUGAGUAUCAGAAGGAAAAGAGUUACUAGUAACUCUUCUGGGUUAUCACAUAAUGAAUCUCUCAAUUUGGAGGAAAAAAGGACAUACAAAAGGAGAUAUAAAAAGAAAAAACGGCGGGUCACCAAAGAUACAAAUGCUUUAACAUCCUUAGAACCUUAUGUUACUCAAUCACAUGACGUAAAUUUGGGAAUUCCUGCGAUAGAAGUUGAUGUAGCAGAAUGUACGGAAGCUGCGUUAGAGGUACCUCGGUGGCGGCAUAAACUUUAUGCAAGUUGUUAUACAAUGGAAGGCACAGAAAAUCUAGAUGACGAAGUCUUCAAUAAAAGACAUAUGAGGUUAGAGAAUGACGAAAGGAGGCGAAAACGAUGGGAUGUUCAGAGAAUCCGAGAGCAGAGGGUUAUUGAGAAGUUAAAACAGAGACAGGAACGAGCCGGUUUGGCGUCCAAAGAAGAAGACAACGAACUGGUUACGUCGUUAUGGCCAAAAUUAGAAGAUAUCAAAUUCUUGGAAGUCAGUGAAGAGUUACCAGUAGCUGCCUUUGGGCAUCCCAUAUCAAAAUUUGAUCCGUGCGAAUUUCAUGUACCUUGGAUGGACAAUCCAUCGAUCCUGAGCAAAAAGUCACAUUCUCGAAAAUCAAAACUAAAGAGGCGAUGUACUAAAAGAUGAAAUUUGGCUUAAGCUAAAUAAAAUGGUACCUGGAUGACGGCAUAAAACCCUGAAGAAGACAAAGAAAUUUUUUGUAAAAAUUGUAAAUAGCAGACAAAACCAUUUCCGUUCUUUGUUGUGUAAGUUUUAAAGAAAUAUUUAGAUAAAUGUGGACUAGCCAGAGCAAACUGUCGUUUGUUAAGCUUCCAUUAUUUUUGUGAUUUUAGACUUAUGUAUGAAAUAUGUGCUGAUUUUAAUGAGUUGAAGAAGUUAUAGUUCAAAAGUGUAUUCGUAAAAAAAUAAAACUUGGAUUUGCA
This is a messenger RNA of Diabrotica balteata, 2468 nucleotides long. Lineage: Eukaryota; Metazoa; Arthropoda; Insecta; Coleoptera; Chrysomelidae. The record is from the annotation of a GenBank genome assembly.